GGGGGCGUGGCGUCGGGCGCCCUUCGCGGAAACACACCCGGCUCAGGGCACCGCGGGGGUCGCCGCCGGGGUAGCUGCGGGGCGCAGGCCCGGACUCGUGUGCGCCUUGGCGAGCCCGGGAAACGCGGGGCCUGGCUCUGGACACGGCCUCGCGCCCUCGGAAAGCCGAGCCUUUGUGCCCCUCCGGGGUCUUCCCUGCCUUCGGCGCGAUGCGGCUCCCGGCCGGCCUCGGCGUCCUCUGCCUGGCGCUCUGCUGCCUGGGCGGCGCGCGCGAACUCUGGAGUGGCGACCACGAGUGGAAAAAACUAAUUAUGGUUCACCACUGGCCUAUGACGGUGUGCAAUGAAGUUGCAAACAACUGUGAACACCCUCCGGAUUACUGGACGAUACACGGACUAUGGCCUGAUAAAAGCGGAGAGUGUAACCGGUCCUGGCCCUUUAACCCCGACGAGAUCAAGGGCCUUUUGCCGGACAUGAGGCUCUACUGGCCCGACGUGCUCCACUCGUCUCCCAACCACAGCGUCCACUUCUGGAGGCACGAGUGGGAGAAGCACGGCACCUGCGCCGCCCAGCUGGAUGCCCUCAAUUCCCAAAGGAAAUACUUUGGCAAAACUCUGGAUCUGUAUAAGGAGCUUGCUCUGAACAGCACGCUCCAAAAGCUGGGGAUAAAACCAUCCAUCAGUUACUACCAGAUUUCAGAUAUUAAGGAUGCCCUGGUCGGUGUGUACGGAGUGGUGCCCAAAGUCCAGUGUCUUCCACCCAAAUCGGGCGAGAAGGUGCAGACCCUCGGGCAGAUAGAGCUGUGCCUGACCAGGGACCUGCAGCUGCAAGACUGUCCAGAACCCGGGGGGCCGGCGCCCCAGAGGCGGGACGCAGGGCCGGGAGGGACCCCGAUCCUGGGGCUGGAGAUCUGUGCGGACGGCCCGGUCUUUUACCCGCCCCCCAAAGAGACCGAGCACUGAUGCCCAGGUUUUGGGAAGAGUCUGCAUGUUGAGAAUCAAGAGGUGAUGGAAGACCACCGCUUCUUACAAAGCAGCUCGAAAGUGAGAAAUCUGUCCGCGGCCUUCGCUACCUAAGCCUGCCCUGUUGGGUUCCUUUCUGCCCUGAUUGUCGUGGCGCAGGUACAAAUGGCGCGAACCCUGGCUACGCUGAGAGGGAGGAGAGCCCCCCACCUGGUGGCUGCUUUGUGCUUGGAAUCACGCUUCUGGUUUUCUUCUUUCCUCCUCUCUCGCUCCCUGGAAGACAAGCAGGCACCCUUGGCCUUUGGGCCAGUGGUCCAGGUCCAGACGAACUCCCCUGGAUCCCUCGGCCAGCUGCCUUUUUGCUCUGAGUACAUGUUGGGGGGGGGGGGGAUGUUGGGACUGACCCCCAAGCAGGAGUCAGGCGACUUGGAGCGGGGCUGACAGCUCCUGUUCCACUUUCACCCGCCAGCACCGCCGUGCCUGGACAUGGGUGUACCCUCUGAGGGCCCUGGUGCUGGCAGGGGAGUUGCUCUGGGUCCGGGGGCUGUAGGCUUCUUCUCUCUUCUCGCCAGAGGAAGUCUGGGGGUAGGACUGAGUGCCAGCCAGCAUCCCCCACCCCCAGCCCGUGGGCGUUCUUCCCCAUGGGCCGGAAAUCCUGCAGGUCAGCCUCUAGCAGCUUCCCCUUCCUUUCUAUAAGAAGGAAGCAUCAGUACCCAGAACGCUGUGGCUGCCCUGGCCCCAGGGGCAAGGCCGCACCCUCGGGCAGUGAGGCCAGCUGAUGCACCCAGGCUCAGCUGCGCUGCUGCAGGCACCAUCCUACCUGCCAGAUGGCGUUUCACCUGUAAAAGGACCAUCCCUGCUGGUCUGUGAAUGGACUUCCCCUACUUGAUUAAAACUGCUUUUCACGUUC
This is a messenger RNA of Phacochoerus africanus (Common warthog), 1872 nucleotides long. RefSeq names its product ribonuclease T2 (gene RNASET2). Gene Ontology annotation, cellular component: extracellular region. Lineage: Eukaryota; Metazoa; Chordata; Mammalia; Artiodactyla; Suidae. The transcript has 10 exons. Bases 210 to 962 code for a protein of 250 amino acids. Gene Ontology annotation, molecular function: ribonuclease T2 activity; RNA binding. Gene Ontology annotation, biological process: RNA catabolic process. The record is from RefSeq and is a predicted model, not a curated record.